Molecule: messenger RNA, 672 nt
Organism: Saccharomyces paradoxus
Lineage: Eukaryota; Fungi; Ascomycota; Saccharomycetes; Saccharomycetales; Saccharomycetaceae
Gene: MED8
Product: RNA polymerase II mediator complex subunit MED8
Exons: 1
Coding region: 1-672 (223 amino acids)
Biological process (GO): regulation of transcription by RNA polymerase II
Cellular component (GO): core mediator complex; mediator complex
Molecular function (GO): RNA polymerase II cis-regulatory region sequence-specific DNA binding; transcription coregulator activity
Source: RefSeq, a predicted model, not a curated record
AUGUCACAAUCUUCUACAUCACUGGUACCAGAAGGCAACCAGGGCUCCCUUCAAGAAGACGUCAAUUUUGAUUUCAAUGGUGUACCUGGCCAGGCUCUAGAUGCCGUGCGUAUGCGUUUGGCUCAAUUAACCCAUUCAUUGAGGAGAAUCAGAGACGAAAUGUCCAAAGCUGAGUUACCACAAUGGUAUACACUCCAAUCACAGCUAAACGUCACAUUAUCGCAGCUCGUUUCUGUAACUUCUACCCUACAACAUUUCCAAGAAACUUUGGAUUCGACAGUGGUUUACCCGUUGCCUAAAUUCCCAACUACUUCUCAUGAAAGUUUAGUCACUACCCUUUUGAGGAAAAAGAAUAUUCCUGAAGUGGACGAAUGGAUGAAAUAUGUUAAAGAAACAUCCGGAAUAACCACAGCUUUGUUAAAAGAUGAAGAAAUAGAAAAGCUAUUGCAACAGGACAAAGAAAUAACAAAUUGGGCACGCAGUACGUUUAGAAACGAAUAUGGAAAACACGAUUUCAAAAAUGAAGAAUCCCUGAGCGAAGAACAUGAUUCACUUCUUGUACGAGAUAGCAAGCCCUCAAAACCUUUCAAUGUGGAUGAUAUCCUAAAGUUCACCUUUACAGGGGAAAAGCCAACUAUUGCGGGGUCUGCUUCAACAUCGCCUACUAGCUGA